ACCUAACCUCUAAAAUUUUUGAAAAGAUACUUAACCUGCAUUCGAUGUGCGAUUUUUCUAUGUGUGCUUAUUUUUAUUUAAAUAACAUAGAAACGAAGUAUGACUUUUGUCGACUUAGAAGAUGUUCCUGAAUCAUCAAAACAAGACACCAAUAAGAAAGAAUCAACACCUGUGGACCGUAAUACCGGGCAGUGGGGUUACGAUUUGUACCCUGAGCGGCGCCAAGAAAAAAAACCAACACCUUUAACACACUAUAUCCUUGGAAAGGGCAGCGAGAAUUUGGAAAAAAUCAAGUGCGAACGAGGCGUUUACAGGUGCUUUAAAGAAAGCCCUAUCGUCAAGUUGAUGUUAGGCGCUCUAAAAUCUUCAGGUUGUCCAGUUGAUAUCCGUAGACAUAUUAGCUGUGAGGAAUGUUCAUUAGAAGUUAGUGGAGGCUUUGAUCCCGUCUUAAACCAGGUUGUAAUUUGCCACAAUAAUGCCUCGAAGGAAGGAAUCAUCCAGGGAGUUCUUUUACAUGAAAUGGUACAUAUGUUUGACUUUUGCCGCAACAACUUAGACUUCAAAAACAUCGAUCAUCUGGCUUGUACGGAAAUAAGAGCUGCUAAUCUAGCACACUGUAGCUUUAUGUCGGCUUGGGUUAAUGGAGAUACUUCGAUAUUUAACAUGAAGGCAACCCAUCAAAAUUGUGUUAAAAACAAAGCGUUAACUUCCAUGUUAGCCGUGAGGAACAUUACACAAAAUGAAGCUAUUAACGCUAUUGAACGGGUCUUUGAUCGGUGUUACAAUGACUUAGAACCGUUAGGAAGAAGACUAAGAAGGAGUAGUAAUGAUAUGACCAAGGCUUAUGAAGAUGGCAUUUAUUAUGGGUAUGUUGAUAGCUAACAAAGAAAAAUGUAAUUUGUAGUGUGUAAUUCUACUUGUGAUAUAUUUUCUUUAAAAUUGUGAUUAUUUAUUAAAGAAAAAUUUAGUAUUAAAAGUUCUGUCGAAUGAAUA
Messenger RNA from Sitophilus oryzae (rice weevil), 993 nucleotides. Its product is annotated as mitochondrial inner membrane protease ATP23 homolog. NCBI's taxonomy places the organism in Eukaryota, Metazoa, Arthropoda, Insecta, Coleoptera, Curculionidae. The transcript is spliced from 2 exons. Gene Ontology annotation, cellular component: extrinsic component of mitochondrial inner membrane. Gene Ontology annotation, biological process: mitochondrial proton-transporting ATP synthase complex assembly; mitochondrial protein processing. Bases 100 to 882 code for a protein of 260 amino acids. The record is from RefSeq and is a predicted model, not a curated record. Gene Ontology annotation, molecular function: metalloendopeptidase activity.